AUGGAAACGUCGUGGGUCCUGGGUGUCCUUUACUUAGCGAUUUCGGGAUGUAACGUGCCUGCACCGGAACCUCAUCCCUCCAACCGAUUUCUUACAGAUUGGUUUUCCGAUAAGGUACUUGCUCCGGGACUUCGUUUAUGCUCUCAUGCCGGUUGUGGUCGGCCGGAGACUAGAAAACAUGAGUUCCGGCGAUGUUCAGUUUGCGGAGCAGUUAACUACUGUUCUCGAGCCUGUCAAGCACUCGACUGGAGGAUGCGUCACAAGAUGGAGUGUAGACAGGCUGAAAGGUGGGUCGAUGACGGCGACGUUGAAGACAACGGCAAUGUUAACGACGAUGAUGGAAUGGUUGUCGAGAGUUGA
Lactuca saligna is the source of this 360-nucleotide messenger RNA. NCBI's taxonomy places the organism in Eukaryota, Viridiplantae, Streptophyta, Magnoliopsida, Asterales, Asteraceae. The record is from the annotation of a GenBank genome assembly.